AUGCCGAGUCCCCGGAGGAGCGUGGAGGGACGGCCGCUGGGCGCCUCCGCCUCGAGCAGCAGCAGCAGCAACAGCCCCGGCAGCCCGGCCCAUGGCGGCGGCUGCAACAGGUUCGAGUUCCAGUCCCUGCUCAGCAGCCGCGCUCCGGUCGCGGACCCCACCUGCGCCCGGCUCCGCGCGUCCGAGAGCCCGGUGCACCGCCGCGGCUCCUUCCCCCUGGCCGCCCCCGGCCCCUCGCAGGGGGCCCCGCUGCCCGAGGAGGACCGCAUGGACCUGAACCCUUCCUUCCUGGGCAUCGCCCUGCGCUCCCUGCUGGCCAUCGACCUGUGGCUGUCCAAGAAGCUGGGGGUGUGCGCGGGGGAGAGCUCGUCCUGGGGCAGCGGGCGGCCCCUUAUGAAGCUGCUGGAGAUCUCCGGACACGGCAUCCCCUGGCUGCUGGGCACCCUCUACUGCCUUUCCAGGAGCGACAGCUGGGCCGGGCGCGAGGUGCUGAUGAACCUGCUCUUCGCCCUGCUGUUGGACCUGCUGCUGGUGGCCCUGAUCAAAGGGCUGGUCCGCAGGCGCCGCCCGGCCCACAACCAGAUGGACAUGUUUUUCACCCUCUCGGUAGACAAGUACUCCUUUCCCUCUGGCCAUGCCACAAGGGCUGCCCUGGUGUCUCGGUUCAUCCUGAAUCACCUGGUGCUGGCCAUUCCGCUGAGGGUGCUGGUGGUACUGUGGGCCUUCAUUUUGGGCCUCUCCAGGGUCAUGCUGGGGCGGCACAAUGUCACCGACGUGGCUUUUGGCCUUUUUCUGGGCUACAUGCAGUACAGCAUCGUGGACUAUUGCUGGCUCUCACCCCACAACGUGCCGGUCCUCUUUGUACUGUGGAAUGAACCAUGACACCAUCUUAUUGAUUAUUGCACCAGGAGGUCUGAAUGUUUCCACAUUCAAUGAUGCCAUAGGGCUUGCCUCUCUUAGACAUUUCAGCUUUUCUUUGGGAUUUCAGGUGUCAUUUUGAUGUGUUGCUAGGCUGGAGCACAGUACAGGCCAUUACUGAACACAGCCAUAUUAGGAAAAGCAAAAAAAUCCCUCUAUUGUAUAUUUAUUCAACGACUUUAUAUCUCCAGGACAACUGCAAAAGAAAACAACCUGAGGUGGUUAUACUAUUGCUAUUUUUUUAAAAGCUGACAUCAGUAAGAUUUGUGUUUUGUAAUAAUCCCAUAAAUCAACACAUCACUUGCAAAUUGGACUUUGAGAAAAAAACAUGAUCUUCAUUCCGUAAAUAUACUUGCAGCUAAGCCAUGUACUAAUCCUAGUCCUUUUCCUGAGGUAGAUUUUAAACAGUAUUUUUAAAGUCUGACAUAGGUUUUUCUCGUUUAUUCCCCGAAGAUCUGUUGCCACAGUUGGUGAGAUUUCUUCUAAAUCCUGAUUUUCUUGGUAAGCUUGUUUACUUUAUUAAAUCUUCCAUUUUUGUGGAUUGAAUAGUGAGAGAUUAUAAUUCUUGUCUUUCUCUCCUCUCCCUCUACCCCUCAAAAGAUAUUUCAGUAUUUUCCCCACUACUCUCUAACACUGUCAUUUAGCAUUCAGAGAACAAGCCAAGAACUUACUUCAAGAAGAAACACUUAAAAGGUAGGCAUAUCUAAGGUGCCCACAGGAAAGGAAGGAUGGGACUAUGGCCUCAUGCUUAAUUCUGUUGACAACUAAUAACAUGGCAUGACAGAGGGCAGAGAAGCUAAAUUGCUGGGGAAAGUCAGGGGAACUAAGAGUUUGGGGGUAAGCUGACCACAUACAUCAAUGACCAGUAUGGCAGCAGAUGGAACCCUGUUGCCCAUCCUCUCUUCUCAAUAAAGAAUAAUGUUCCUCUAUCAGGAUAAUAAAAUGGGAAAUUAAUGUGGUUCUUUUCAAUGCAAGAGCAUAAGCUUUCUCAUAUGUACCACAAGGAUGACCCUGUAUACUACAGUUUUUCUUAGGGGAUUUCAUUUUCCUGUAUACAGUAUGCUUUAGGUAACAGUAUUUAACUUGAAAUUCAUCAGGGGAGCCUGCUGCUACACCAGGCAUAAGGUAUAACUCCUAAGUUUCUGUUUACAUUGACCUUUACAUUUAAAGUUGUUCAUCCAUGGUGCCUCUCCAAAUCAUAUGACCAAAGACCGCCAAACACAGGAUGGGUUUUGCUCAUUAUUCUUUGACCUGGAAAAACUGAAAAGGGUAUGUGCUUUAAAUGCUCCUCUACCUGAAAAGAAAAACUUUAAAUUACCUAUGGAACUGGUGUCUUGAGAUAAUCUUAACGACCAAUUAUUUUGGCAUUUAGAAGCAGAAAGGAUUAUAGACUUUGAUCUGACAUAUAGAGGUGUGGAUAAGAACCUGGAGAAUGACUGUGAUAAAUAGGCUCAGAUUAGGUGGAAGCAUAAACUUUCUGAGAGUGAGGGGCACACUCAAAGAGGAACAGCUAUUCCAAAAUAAAACAAAAUCAUUUGUAUUCCCACAACACCACGAACACUAGCUACCUCUUCACUUGCUAAAUUUACAGCCAAACUGUUAAGUUCUAGGUGAUUUGUGUUUGUUGUUGAACCUUAAAGAGAUCUUUUAUUUUAAUUGCAGCAAUAUUCAGGUCCGAUAUUUGGAAUCCGUGAUAUUUCCUAUUGCAGUGUCCACAAAUCUGAAUAUUAGUGGCUUGGAAUUAGACUUAUCUUCUGGUUUGUAGUUAUACUUUGGGAAUUCCCUGUUUUAGCUGCUGGGGCCUGAGUUUGCUGGCUUUUAAUGCACAGAUAAAUUCAACUGAUAUUUUUGGAACAUCUUAAGUACUUUAGAGUAGAAAACUGAUUUAAUUAAUUGUACAUUGAGGAAUUCCUUUUAAAGAUUACAAUAAAAUUAACCAAUAAUGUUGAA
This is a messenger RNA of Galeopterus variegatus (Sunda flying lemur), 2868 nucleotides long. RefSeq names its product phosphatidic acid phosphatase type 2 domain containing 2 (gene PLPP6). The coding region runs from base 1 to 882 and encodes 293 amino acids. The record is from RefSeq and is a predicted model, not a curated record. NCBI's taxonomy places the organism in Eukaryota, Metazoa, Chordata, Mammalia, Dermoptera, Cynocephalidae. The transcript has a single exon. Gene Ontology annotation, molecular function: sphingosine-1-phosphate phosphatase activity.